CACUUGUAAACUUGUACAACAAACACGGAACACUUACACUGGUAGUGAUGUGCUGGGACAUGACUGCACGCGGCACACACCCUCACAUGAGACCAAUGCCGCCACGCAGGGCGAUGUGAGGACCUGAAACACAAAUACUUACUCAUUGAAAUGGCAGAAACUGAUGUGCAUUAUUAACCAUCAAACUAUUUAACGUGAAAUUGGAGCUGUUCGGUGAUCCACAAGCGUGACCCAUUGAGGGACAUGCUAUGGAAGAAGGGAAAACGUGUUUGUUUAUUAUAAAAGUGUUGAGAUGUGGAGGGCCUCUCGCCAGAUGAGCGCCGCCCAACGUUUGCUUGCUCGUGGCGCUUAUUCGCUGCUCUCGUGCUAAACUUAACUCCAUAUGUAUUUUCACAUCCUUGCUAAUCUGUCAGUCAAGGUUAACCGGUGCAUACGCUGGCUCACGGCCCCACCUACAUCAACGGCGAAACUCUCAUUAUUACCUGUUUGAACCUAACACGCGCGAGAACCACACACACACACACACACACACACACACACACACACACACACACACACACACACACACACACACACACCCUCGUACCUACAGACCUGAGUGAAGUAUCGAUGUUGUGAAACCGGGCUUGGCUGGGAUCGUGAGGGUAAAUGUCACUGUGCACACCCGCCUCUCCUCGCCUCAAGGAUGCUGCUCCCAUAGCCUUUCUUUUCACAGUGUGCAAUUAUCUCAGAGGCUAAUAAUCGAUAUCAACAAGCAGUGUGUGGCGGCUUACGACCAGCACGUAUCCUUGGCCUAGAUCAGCCGAAUUUGCUCUCCCGGCACAAAGAGAGGCGUGUGAGGGUGGUGAGAUGGAAGGGUGGUGCCGCCGCGCCCACCCUGCCACCCUCACCCCUCGCCGCCACCAACCCGCCCUAUCGGUAACCAAGAGAAGGCAAACAAAGAAUCCCGGCAGCUGCAAAACGUGAUUGGUGUAUUGGUGCCCUAGAAAAGGAACAAACGCGCGGACAAUGGUGGUGCCCCAAGUGACUGGUGUGCAGGACAUGGCCGAGGCGGUGUUUGUCCCGCAGCCUUGCACAAUGGGGCUGUGAACGUCACGCCCCACGGCCGAGGUCGUCCCACCUACUACGGUAAUGGCCAGUGGGUCCCGCUCCCCCCUGCCCAGCUCCCCGACCUCCAGGAGCCGCAGGUAUUCCAGCGAUGACAUCGGCUGCCGCUAUGCCAGCCUCUCCCACACCCAUCUCAUGCCGCCCCUGGCGGUGUCCUACUUGGGCUCCUCCGAGGGGUCGAUCCCUCGCCGCCAGUCCGUGGCGGCCACCGUGCAGACUGAGGAGCGUUACCGAUCUCCUCGCCAGCUGCCACACCGACGCCGCUCGGAGUUCACCGCUCAUGAAAAGCGGCGACGGUCCCGCGUUGAAUUGGAUCACCUGAGGGACACUUCCGGGUACCGCGACGCCGAAGCCCUGAACGGUGGGCGGCGCGGCACCCGCUGCUCACAGAUGCUCAAUGCUUAUGAUCUGGACUCAGCCCGACUCUCCGUGUCAUCAGGACGCCACAGAAAGACAUCCCGCCACAGCACACCGCCGCGGGAGAUGGACCCUGAAGAGCGGCGCCGCAGCCGAGUGGUGCUGGUGUGUGCCUCUGUGGCCGUGGCCAUCUUCCUCAUCGCCAUCCUACUGGUGGCUGUCACACUCAGGCUCUCGCCCACCAUCGACGAAAUGGGUGAGUACUUCUCCUUCCUUCCCUCUCACGCUGCAGCUUCCUCAACUAACGGUAGGUGCCCCGACACACACACUCCAGCAGCCACAACUCUGAUCUCAUCGCUGACACACACACGCACCCUCACAAUUAUCUACCAGCCAGCCACUGCCAACCUUUCAGGUAAAUGAAUAUUCUGUCGACAUUUUCGGCCGCGUAUAUCUGCCAGCAGGUUGAGAGGAAACACUAACUAUUGGGGACUUCUUUAUAAACUUCGCCGUGAGUUACAGCAGGCGGCCAUCGUGCCUGCCUGCUGGUCCCCUACUGGCCUGCCUGCUGGACCCUACUGGCCUGCCUGCUGGCCUCUACUGGUUUGCCUGCUGGCCCCCUGCUGGCUUAUCUACUGGGCUCUGCUGACCUGCAUGCUGUCCCCUGCUGGCCUGCCUGCUGGCCAACUACUGCCUCAGUGUCGUCACAGUUCAUGACGCGUCCCGCCCCCGACUCAGCCCCAAAUAAGCAGAGCGCCAAUCAUGCACUCAAUUACGAUGCACAAGGGAGCUUCCUGCUACCAGGAUGGAAAUGAGCAGCACUAAUGAGCUGUCGAGAGACUUGUGGGACAUGAUGAUAAGCUGAGAGAGAGAG
This is a messenger RNA of Scylla paramamosain (green mud crab), 2338 nucleotides long. RefSeq lists its product as uncharacterized. The record is from RefSeq and is a predicted model, not a curated record. Bases 1132 to 1887 code for a protein of 251 amino acids. The transcript has 2 exons. Lineage: Eukaryota; Metazoa; Arthropoda; Malacostraca; Decapoda; Portunidae.